AUGGCCGAUGCAGUGUUGCACCAUUUGUUCCGUCGAUUUCUUAUUGCCCAUAACUACUCUCAAACGCUGAGGGCCUUCGAUUCCGAAUCUGGCGAUGACAAACUGUGUGGUUUGGUAAGUAUUUUCGCUCAACGAGUCUUUAUUUUGCUCUCAGUUUCAACCAUCAAAGAUUGUCAGAGAAAUACAAAGAGCCAUCACAGUUCUCGAUGUUUCCGCACUUGACCGGAUUUGGUCUGGCCUUGAGACGUGCUUUGGGUGUCGACUCGAUAAAGCUCGACAAAAGCAAUUUGAAAUUUUCAAAAUCCACACUUACCGGACUCUUAUCUGCGAGGCCGUUAAGGGUAAAAGGACCGAAGUUGUGACUUCAUUUUUCACUGAACAAAAGUCUUUUGACCUCACGAGCGAAGACUGGCCCGCGUGGCUAGGUAAGUUGGUUGACGUUCUACUGACACGAGCAUGGCGAUAUUGAAAAGGGCCAAAUUAUUUUAAUUGGUUCAUUUCAUUUUUUAGUUAAUUAGUGCGACCCUCGACACUUAUCUCUGCUAUUUCCCUAACCCUAAUUUUCCGAAGAUGGUAAUGAUUUUUCUUAUUUCAUAGAUCACCCUGCUAAUUAUGAAAACAAUAGUUAUUGCUGAAUGUAACGUCGCAAUUAUGACUAAGACAGUAUAAACGACAAUCCUCCUCCCCAUCCUCUUCCACCUCUCUCCUCAUAAUAAUGACAGUAAUACUAAUUAACAGCUCCGACAUGUGGGGAUUACAUAUUGUAAUGUCCUGAACUGCCAAGAAAAUCUACCAUUUUUCCCUAAUCUCUGCAUGCAGGUAGUCUUUUCGUCUUUCCACUAAGUGCUAUCGUUUUGAGUGCACUCAAUGUCAGACAGUGCUUUACUUGACCAUCGUGAACAUUAGGGGUUUCUCAUUUGCGUGGUCGGGUUCGUUCAGAUUUUUAUUACUUUAUGGUGAAAUUUGCCUGUCCUGCUACAUGUAUUUCAUCACGAACCACUUCAGCGAACCUGUUCACGACUGACUGAAAACAGUACGUACUCACAAAAUGACCGUUCUGGCCCCCCUUCCUUUUUUACCGGUAAUGCUUCUCGAUAGCACAGUAGACCACAUAUUGUUGAGGUCAUGCGACCAUCAUCCACUUCGAGGUCUAUUUAUUCAAGACACCGUAAGAUAAGAGAGAAAAGUAAAUGAUCAUACAGCAACGUAAACGAGGCCACGAAAGCACAUACCAUUCCGUCUAGUAGAAUCAACCACUGGCCGUCGUCGGGACGUCCUAAUCGUUGUCGAAAUUUUUUGUCUCACAUGCCACCCCGUCGGCGCCAGUAGCAGUUGUUCACAGCCGCCGACUUCCGCCUUUAUUUCUCCAUCCUUUUAUACUCAUCAGUUGUCCUCCACAUUUUGGGGUGUUUCGAUAAGCCGCAUCGUGGACUGUUGUGACUCUCUGCCAGACAGCCUACGGCCAUGUCAUUAGCCAAACUGACUAUACCCCCCCCCCUCCAGUGCCCGUCUAAAGUCUACUUUCGAAAAACUAUGCUCUCUUAUCUGCCUGAGACGACGAGCUAAGACCUUGAUCUGCUGUCUGUAAUUUCAGCUUUAUCAUUCACACCGGAUCCUUCGAGGACUGCUCCCUUCAGCCACUAUUUUACUCGAACAUGGAGGGAUAUCCUUUUGUUGUCAAUCAGCAACUAUCUGUGCAUCAUUUUUGCUGCAGUACUGCCCAACCCGGUUGACCUCCCCGCGCCAGCUAAUGUGAGCAUUUUCUCUCAUUUCAUCGCUCUUUGAGGUUUUGCUGUUUGCUUCUGAAAGUCUGAUUGGUUGCUUCCUUCACGUGUAUUUAACAUCCCGGACAGUAUUUCCAGUUCAUGCGCUCACUCCACGGGUUUUCUGCUCAAGUCUGUUGCAUUUUAAUGGGUAUUAUCAGCUCUGAAAUUAUUUCGUGUACUCAGAACGGAAAAAGUUCCCGUGGAAGCAGGAUUAAGUUAAGCCUUGUCCCAGAUGUAUCCGCCUUUAUUAAUCUUUAAAUAUCCUUUUUGAAUGUUUACUCAGGGCUUUGGUUCUGCAACAAGAUACGUGCAAAACUGUCCGUGGAUUGCUUUUCAAUACAGUCAACAGCACGGACUCUUUUUGAAAUUGUGUUCAGUUUACUUUAGAAGAUCAGUUAAGUAGCAAAGACCUUAAAACCAGCCACUUAUUACCCCACAGGGGUAUGACAAUUCCUGUUUUUGCGCCUUACAAUACCUAUGUGAUCAUUGGCAAGAAUUUGUUCAAGCAUUUGUGAACUCGCCUUCAGUGUUAGGUUUUGGCGUCCAGGUCCUCGCUGAAGUAGCUGUCUGCACUCCUUCUUCCCGCCGAUAGUUUUGGCCUUCGAAACGUCGUGCAGUCAGAAGUGCAAUCUGCGGCAGACAACCCUGCAUUUAGUAGACCAUGAAGAAGUAAACUGUCAGUGGAUUAAUGGGGUCACAAUACCAUUGUGGACAAAUGUGUGCAGAAUUUGUACACGACUAGCUUUUGGCAUCUUACUUGCAACUUUUUUCAUCUUUUUACGGCUUGCACCCCCCCCCCCCCAUGUAGCCCUAAAAGGCCCUCAAGCACGUUUGGGGGUGCAUUUUAAUUGUCAGUUCUGAAUUAUGGUGAAACGGUACCAAGGAAUUUCUAGGGAUACCUAAGUGCUGGACUUUGGUCGAAUUGAGUAGCUUUUAUUGACGGACCGCGAUGUUGCGUUAGAUCUGACCUUGGGCCCGUAGCUCGCCCAAGACGAAGGGCUUUAUUCAGUCCCAGAUACUGUUCGCACUUUAACCCAUAGGCGGUCUAACUUGAAUUUGCCACUGGCGUGUGCAAAAAAAAUCAAGGCGAUUUUAUCGAUCCAAUUCUGAUCCACACCUUUCUUCCUAUUUACUAUAAACCAACACACCUUUAAAUGGUCAUGAUACGCCUGGGGUCUUGGCACAAGAAUUUGUCACCUGACGGGAUAACUAGGACCUCCUUCACACUGAGACAGACUACAAUGGGUCCUUCUCAGUGUUAUUAUUGUAGUAACUCUUCGAUGAGAGAUCCUAGACUCUUUUACUUGAAGCUUAUUCUGGUGCUUAUGGGGAGCAUCACGUAUGUGCCACUAAUACGUUUAAAUUCCGUCACAGCACUCAUGACGACCUCAUUCGUUUUAACUUCUUCUAGCCCCUGGAACAUGACGGGUGUGGAAAAAUCAAGUUAAGUUGCUAGCAUAUAGCUCUUCCUUCUUAUAACAUGUACCUUCAUCGGUCAGGUCUGUAAACUGGUGUUUCAGUAUGCAUGUAAGUUACCACUGCGUCCCAAUUACAGUGGCGGCUGUCAUUGCUUGCUACGCUUAGAACUGUCAGUGUAUAGGGAGUGUACGCCGACCAUGGGGUUAUUUCCACUAGAAUAUAGGGACGCUCAUGCCUCCUAGAACUGCUAAAGUUUUUUUAUCGAGAGGAUCGUCGAACGCACCCCCUCCUCACAUGUUUGAAUUUUGCACUCGAAAUGGAGGCAUGAAGAGCACGGGCUUUGUUUUAACGUUUACUUGAGGUCACGAUUGCUGACUCAGAGAGACCUCACUAAAUAUAUCGGAAAAUUAAACAUUUUAAGUCAAUUUUGUUAUUUCCUUGACACCAUUCUUCGAGUUAAAUGGCAGGGAGGAAAGGAUUGUGUGGCCUCUUUUACCUGAGACAUUUUGUUGUUAUGUUUUCCCUGCAAUUCUUAUUCGAUCGAAACGUCGCAUUGGCUUAUUUGCGGUGUUCGAUUAGUCAUAUUCUGAUAUGCGAUUUCUGCGAAUUACUUACUUUUAAUGUGUGCACGUAAGCUGUUGGUCCUAUAAAAUACCGUAGAUAAUGUACGUUUGAAAGAACUUAGUUUUACAUGUUCUGACUGUUCUUUGCUACUGUUUUUUACUCUACAUUUUAAUGUCUACAUCAAGUAAAGUCUGUCUACAUGAACAUCGAGCGUUCCGUUGCAUAUUUAUGGGGAACUUCCGAUCCUCCUUUGUAUCUCGGUUUUUGCCAUAUUAUUGUUCGGUGGUGCCUAAUGGAGAUUUUCUUUUUUUAAUAUUAAGCGUUACUGACGCCUUCCAAAAUUUACUUUAUUUUUAAAAUAAUGUUUGAGAUUCCUCCACUUUCAGAGGACUAGUAAUUGAUGUACUUUGCAGUAUCGCGAGCUUUGCUUGUUGUCCUACGGUAAGCCUUAGUAUUUUCGCCCAUUGAGCCUGUAAAAAUAGGACUGCAUUGUAAAAUAUCAGCGUUCUUCAUCCAGUGACCCCAGGACAUCUACAAAUGAGUCAGGUUUGUAAGGCACGACGAUCGCAAAUUUUUGCAUAGUUGGUGACUACUUUUUCCAAAAGACUGUCAAAACCUCUAAUUAGAUAUCAAACUCGCAUACUAAUAAAAGCAUCCUUCUAGUGAAUAAAACGAUGACUGUUCCAGUCACUUUUAUGCGCGUUCUUACGCCUUCAUUCUUCAUAAACUGUAGAUGUCCACCCCUAAUUCUGCCAUUUCGUGUCCCCCUGAUCGGCCGAUCGACGACUUUGCGGAAAUUCCCUCUGGUUCGUCUCAGAAACAACGCUGA
This is a messenger RNA of Spirometra erinaceieuropaei, 4578 nucleotides long. Lineage: Eukaryota; Metazoa; Platyhelminthes; Cestoda; Diphyllobothriidea; Diphyllobothriidae. The record is from the annotation of a GenBank genome assembly.